UCUAGUUGAAAGAGUAAACGAAAAAUCAUUUUAAAUACAAAAAUAAUCAAAACAAUAGCAACAAAUCCAUAUAUGCCAAUAAAAUAAAAAAUCCCGGGAUUCACACCGAACGAAACUAUAAUUAUCUAACGAGUAGGAACUUUUGUAAGCGUGAAAAAUACGAAAACACAAAAACUUCGUUUUUUGUAGAAAACUGAAAUGAUAAGGAAUUAUGUGAAGAAAUAAUCAUAUCUCAUAAUGAGUUACUGAGCAUCAAAGGACCAAGUUUAGUAGAUUGAAAACAUUGAAUGUCCAGAUUUACAUCCAGUGUUAUUGCAACAAAUUGAAAACUUUACUUGCAUUGAGUACGUACAAUUUAUAAAGAUGUCAGAUGACGAAGCAGAAGUAGUUUAUGUUAAACGGACUAAGGUGUUGCAUUAUGGAAGCUUGGAGGAGCAAGAAAAGCGUCGCCAGGAGUCUGCAACUUCUGCAGGGUCUCUGGCGGGUGAUGCAAUCAAGGCAGGAAUUGCUGCAGGAAACAUUAACAUCUCAUCUGGAAAAACGGAGCACAUGGACAUAGAAGAGGAGAGUGAGAGCAGAAUGGAGAUGAUGGAGGAAUUUGAGAGGAGGAAAAGGGCUCGGCACAUCAACGUAUCAACUGAUGACGCAGAGGUAAAGGCUCACCUUAGACAACUUGGAGAACCAAUUUGUCUAUUUGGCGAGGGACCUGCAGAAAGACGAGAAAGAUUGCGCCAACUUCUGGCUGUCAUUGGAGCAGACGCAAUAAAGAAAAAAAGGUUAGAAGAAGAAAAACAGAGGAAAAAAGAUGAAGAGGAUAAUGUGACAUGGUAUCAUGAAGGGACUGAUUCUCUCAAGGAGGCCCGUCUUUGGCUCGCUGAAUAUUCACUCCCAAGAGCCAAGAUGAGAAUACAAAAAGCACUAACUGAAAAAUACAUGUCUGACACACAGAGAAACGCACAAAUUCAAGAGCUGCAGAAAACUGUCCGAUCUCUAACAAAUGAAUGCAGUCAGAUAGGAGACACGAGACCAAUAUCAUCCUGCCAAUUUAGCCCAGACUCUAAUAUGCUGGUCACUGGCUCAUGGAGUGGCCUUUGUAAAUUGUGGUCAGUUCCCCAGUGUGAACCAAUUAGGACAUUGAGAGGUCACAGCUGUAAUGUUGGUGCAAUAGUGUUCCACCCUCAAGCCACAUUGUCUCUAGAGGACGAUGCUUGUUGCAUGGCAUCAUGUGCUGCAGAUGGCUCAGUUAAACUAUGGAAUCUCAAAAGUGAGGAGCCUGUUGCAGACAUUGAGGGUCACGCCCCCUACAGGGUAUCUCGUUUGGCCUACCAUCCCUCCGGCAGAUUCCUUGGAACAUGUUGUUUUGAUAACUCCUGGCGUUUAUGGGACCUUGAGGCCCAGGAAGAGAUUCUGCAUCAAGAAGGUCACAGUAAACCAGUUUAUGACAUCGCAUUCCAAAAUGAUGGAUCUCUCGCUGCAACAGCUGGUCAGGAUUCAUUUUGUCGCAUCUGGGAUUUACGAACUGGCCGCUGCAUCAUGUUCAUGGAAGGGCAUCUCAAAGGAUUGCUUUCUGUUGAUUUUUCUCCAAAUGGAUAUCACGUGGCUACAGGAAGUGAAGAUAAUUCCGUUAGAAUCUGGGAUUUGAGGCAAAGGAUGUGUGUCUAUACAAUACCAGCCCAUACAAACCUCAUCUCAAAAGUUAAAUACCAGCCUGAGAAGGGAAAUUACCUGGUGACGGCAUCAUAUGACGCUACAGCUAAGGUUUGGGCUCACCCUGUAUGGUCUCCCCUUAAGACUUUAGCUGGACACGAAGGAAAGAUAAUGUCUGUUGAUAUUUCACCUAAUGGACAAUAUAUUGCCACUAGUUCAUAUGAUAGGACAUUCAAACUGUGGGCUCCUGACCUUUGAGGAAUAUCAAUAUUGUUUAAAAGUCACAUGCUGAUACACUUAUACAAUGUCAAUAGAUCAAUCUCCACCAAAUAAUCAAAUUAUUAAUAAUUUUUGAUUUAUAAAUGUUCAUUGGUUUUUAAAAUGAAGUGAAUUUUAAUUUGAAAAAAAUUGAUAUUUGGUUUUCAUUUUUGAUAGGAGGUGUAAAUCAGGGACAAAAUGGUCCUUAAUCGCAUUAUGAGAGAACACCAAAAUAUUAACCUAGUAUCCAAGCAAGAGUACACGUGUACUUUUCAGUAAUUCUUCAUAUAUCUAGAUAUAAGACAUAAGAACAGGCGAGGUCAAUGUUCUCUGCUCUGAAAUAUUUUGAAACAAAUAUUCCAAUAUUUCAAUUGUAUAAAAACAUUGCACAUUUUGCUGAUUUUACGAAUAGAUGAUUGGACUUUUCAAAUCAUGAUUCACAUUAUUAUUAGAACGGAUUCACUCAGUAGAUAAUCAAUCCGGAGCAACCUUUAAAUGUGAGCUGUGUUGUUAGGCCAUUACCAAAAGAACUAUUUCAAAAUGUAGACCGAAUGAAUGGACUUGAUAUUAAUAAAUAUAAAUAUCCAAGUAAAUUGUCUCUAAUAAUUCAAUAUCCAAGUUCAUGUACCUAGAUGUACUGAAAAUGUAUUUGCCAAUUGCAAUGUCAUUGAUCUUGGAUCUAUCCAAGCAUAACACUCCACUGUUUUAGAUCUUUUUAUUGCACCCUUGCACCCUUUUUCCUCCUAUGGAUUCCAGCCAAACUGUUUUAUGGAUUAAUCUGAAUUUUUUAAGGUAUGUUUCUUUGUAUUUUUUAGGAUUAUUUUUGAUAUGUAAAUCAACAACUGUUUUGGAAAUAUUUUUAAGUUUGCCAUAUUAGAUUUUCUGAAAUCCUAUUACUGUUUCGCUAUGAUUCAGGAUGAAAAAUAUAGGAAUUAGUGAAUUGUUUGAUUUAUUUAAAUCUCAAUAAUGAAUGAAAUAGAAAGAUUUUCAGGGCACAAGGAUGUAUUUCACGAU
Owenia fusiformis is the source of this 2919-nucleotide messenger RNA. Lineage: Eukaryota; Metazoa; Annelida; Polychaeta; Sabellida; Oweniidae. The record is from the annotation of a GenBank genome assembly.